AUGACCCACGUCACCAUUCUAACUGGAGCAUCCAAAGGAAUCGGAAGGUCAAUUGCUGAGGUUCUUCUCAAGAAAGAUGCCAGCUACAAGUUGAUCGCAGUAGCCAGAAGUGGUUCAGACUUGAACGAGCUAGUUAAACAAUUCGGAGCAGACCGUGUAUGCGUCGUUGUAGGCGACGUGACGGAAGCCGAGACGUCUCAAAAAGCUGUGAAUUUGGCAGUAUCAAAGUUUGGCCAGCUAGAUUCUGUCAUAGCCAAUGCUGGAGUGUUGGAUCCUGUAGGUCCUUUCCAGAGUGUUGACAUUGCUAAAUGGAGGAGACUUUUUGACAUCAAUUACUUUUCUGUUAUCGAAUUGAUCCAGGCCAGUUUGCCUGAGUUGAGAAAGACCAAAGGGAACGUAAUUGCUGUUUCUUCUGGUGCCUCCACCAAGCCCUACAGUGGCUGGCAUGCCUACGGUGGCUCCAAGGCUGCAGUGAACCAUUUGAUAGCAUCAGUGGCUGCCGAUGAGCCAGAUGUUCUGGCUUUGUCGAUUGCUCCUGGUGUAGUAGACACUUCCAUGCAAAAGGAUAUCAGAGAAAAAUUCGGCAAGGGCAUGGAUCCCGAGAGCUUGAAAAGGUUUAUAGAUUUGCAUGCCAACAACGAGUUGCUUCAACCCGAUGUGCCAGCUCGUGUUUACGUCAACUUGGCUACCGAGGGCUGGAGCAAGGAUAUUGAUGGCCAAUACUUGAGAUUCAACGAUGGGGUGUUGAAGAAGUAUGCUUAG
This is a messenger RNA of Scheffersomyces stipitis CBS 6054, 762 nucleotides long. RefSeq names its product Fma1p (gene FMA1). Lineage: Eukaryota; Fungi; Ascomycota; Pichiomycetes; Serinales; Debaryomycetaceae. Gene Ontology annotation, molecular function: oxidoreductase activity, acting on NAD(P)H, oxygen as acceptor. Gene Ontology annotation, cellular component: intracellular anatomical structure. The record is from RefSeq and is a predicted model, not a curated record. The transcript has 2 exons. The coding region runs from base 1 to 762 and encodes 253 amino acids.